Phytophthora nicotianae INRA-310 is the source of this 3548-nucleotide messenger RNA. RefSeq lists its product as hypothetical. The record is from RefSeq and is a predicted model, not a curated record. The transcript is spliced from 3 exons. Gene Ontology annotation, cellular component: FACT complex. Bases 91 to 3327 code for a protein of 1078 amino acids. NCBI's taxonomy places the organism in Eukaryota, Oomycota, Peronosporomycetes, Peronosporales, Peronosporaceae. Gene Ontology annotation, molecular function: nucleosome binding. Gene Ontology annotation, biological process: transcription elongation by RNA polymerase II; positive regulation of transcription elongation by RNA polymerase II.
GCUGGCGCCAAAGACCUCGUCCACUAUUUGGCGCGAAGUCGACGAAAAGGUUGCGGUACUCACCUUCCUUCUCUCCAAGAGCCGACAGCCAUGGCGGAGGACAAGGUGACGGUCAAACAGGAGGUCAAGACGGAAGUCAAGACAGAGCAGGGGGCGGCCCCCGCCUCCAACGUGCCGCGUCUGAACGCAGCCAUGUUCUUCCGCCGUCUCCAGCGUCUCUACAGCUCGUGGAAGGAAAACAAAAAUGAACCCGCAUGGGGUGGGGUGGACUCGUUCUGCGUGCUUGCGGGUCGUGCACAGCAGGAAGAGUCCGGCUACCGCAAGUCUGCGGUGCUCCAGAUCUAUCUGCUGGGUUUCCUGGAGUUCCCUGAGACUCUGAUGGUGUUUACGCCCCAGAAACUCUACGUACUUACAGGCGGUAAGAAAUACACGAUGCUAGAGGCUGUAGCCCAGGAGAACGCCACGUCAGACGUGAAGCUGGAGCUGCUGAAACGCAACAAAGCCGACGGUAACGUGGCCAACUUUAAGGUUCUGACAGACGCCAUCAAGGCCAGUGGCGCCAAGACGGGCGUGUUGACGAAGGAGAACCCACUUGGAGAACUCGUAGCCAGCUUUAAGAAGGCUCUCGAGGCCACAGAUGUAGAGCAAGUUGAGGUGGGCAAAGGUAUCGAGACGGUGCUGACAGUUAAAGAGAGUGAAGAACUCGAGAACAUCCGCUGGGCCGGCGCUCUGUCCAGUAAAGUAUUCAAGCUCAAGUUCAUGGAGGACAUGGAGCAGAUUAUUGACGACGAGAAGUCCAUUAGUCACGAGAAGAUCUCGAUGGCCAUUGAAGAUGUGUUCGAUAACCCGUCCAAGAUCAAAGUGACGAUCGAUCCGGUGGAUAUCGAGCCGUGCUACCCUCCUAUUGUCCAGUCUGGAGGCAAAUACGACCUCAAGCCCAGUGCACAGAGCAACAAGGACCCUAUGAAGUACGACGUCAUCAUCUGUUCGCUCGGAGCGAGGUACAAGGGAUACUGCUCCAAUGUAGGACGCACGUUCUUCAUUGAUCCGACCAGUUCGAUGGAGAAAUCGUACGAAUUACUGCGUGAGGCACACGAAAUGUGCGUCAAGGAGCUGCAGCCGGGCAAAAUCGUCGGUAAAGUGGUGGAAAAAGUGCGCAAGUUCAUCCAGUCGAGGAAUGCGACGCUGUUUGGCAAGCUGACGAAGAAUCUAGGCUUCGGUAUUGGUCUGGAGUUCCGUGAGUCGUGCAACCUGCUCACGACCAAGAACCAGACGCUGAUCAAGGAAGGAAUGGCGUUCAAUGUAGCCUUUGGCUUCAACGAUAUCCCGAUCCCAGAGUCGCAGCGCAAGAAGAAGAAACUGGACAGCUACGCCGUGUUCCUGGCCGACACUGUGGUGGUUCUAGAGAACGAAACAAAGUACUACACGAAGGUACCGAAGGCGUGGGGUAAGGUGCGCUACGACAUCGAUGACGACAACGGCGAAGAGGAGGAGAAGUCCAAGAAGAAAUCCAGCAAGGGAAAAGAUAGCUCCAUUCAUGGCUCUGUGGACACGUCGCUCUCUGGUACACGCAACCAGGUGCUGCAGUCGCGUCUGCGUGAUCAACAGCGACAGUUGGAAGGCAAGGAGACGGACCAGGAACGCCGUGAUCGUCACCAGGCCGAACUGAUGCGUAGGAAACGCGAGGAAGCCAUGCGUCGACUGGAAGAGCAGAACAACGACAAGUCGGAUGACCCUAAGAAGGAGAAGAGCAUCAAGGCGUAUCAAGGUCCGCAGGACUAUCCGUCUGAGCUACGUGAGCGCCAAGUUAUGGUGGAUAUGCGUGCUGAGGCUGUCAUUCUACCUAUCAACGGUGUACCGGUGCCAUUCCACAUCUCGACCAUCAAGAACGUGAGUAAAUCAGAGGAAGACAAGGCCACGUACUUGCGUAUCAACUUCUACGUUCCUGGUACAUCACUCGGACGUGACGUGCUUCCGGCCAUGGCAAACGCGAUCACUAAAUUCCCCAACAAGAUGUUCAUCAAGGAGCUGGGCUUCCGCUCCACGGAUGCGCACAAUCUGAACAACCAGUUCCGAUUGAUCAAAGAGCUCCAGAAGCGUGUGAAGCAGCGCGAACAACGCGAACAGGAAGAGUCCGAUCUGGUUGUCCAAGAAGACCUGAUCCUGACCCGUGACCGUCGUGUACCCCGGCUGAUUGAUCUCUCGGCUCGACCGCACUUGACCGGACGAAAGACUCACGGUACACUGGAGGCUCACUCAAACGGCGUGCGCUUCACUACGAACAAGAACCAGAAGCUUGACAUUCUGUACGCCAACAUUAAACACGCGAUCUUCCAGCCUUGCGAUAAGGAACUGGUGGUGCUGAUCCACUUCCACUUGAAGAACCACAUUAUGAUCGGCAAGAAGAAACAGAAGGACGUGCAGUUCUACACUGAAGUGAUCGAAGGUUCACAGACGCUGGACAACCGACGGCGAUCCAUGUACGACCCGGACGAGCUGGACGAAGAGAACCGUGAACGUGCAUUGCGUGAGAAGCUGAACACGACGUUCAAGGAGUUCUGUCACAAGAUGGAGAGCGUGUCGGAGCGACAUGGCAAGCCCGUGGUGUUCGAUAUCCCGUACCGUGAACUAGGCUUCAUGGGUACGCCAUUCAAGGAGAUGGUGCUGCUGCAGCCGUCCGUGCACUGUCUCGUCAGUCUGACGGAUAUGCCGUUCUUUAUCAUCUCAUUGGACGAGGUGGAGCACGUCCACUUUGAGCGCGUCAUGUUCUCGUCUAAAAACUUCGACGUCGUGUUCGUGUUCAAGAACUUCGAUAUCAUGCCUACUCGUAUCAGCGCCGUGUCUAUGAGUGAACUGGAGCGUAUCAAGGAGUGGCUAGACGACAUUGAUAUCUGCUUCACUACCGGUACAGCAAACCUGAACUGGAAGAGUAUCAUGUCCACGAUCAAGAGCGACCACCGCUUCUAUCUGGAUACUGAUGAUGAUGGUGUGCCUAAGCCAGCCGGCUGGGAGUUCCUCAAGAUGGAAGGCUCGGAUGACGAAGAUGACGAGGAAGAAGAAGCGGGAGAUAGCAACUACUCGGGUGGCUCCGAUGAAGAAGACGACGAUAGUGACUCGAGUGACUCGGACGGAUCGGACUGGGAGUCGAUCGUGGACGAAGAAUCUUCGUCAGAGGAACCGUCGGAGGACGAGGACGCACCGUCUUGGGACGAAUUGGAGAAAGAGGCACAGGCGUCUGACCGUAUGCGCAACGAGAAGCGCGAUCACGAUGACGACGAUGAAGACUACCGUCGCUCGUCCAAGAAGAAGAAAGCGCGUCGCCACUAAAAGCGCAGACAAGUGCACGACUCUUGUUAGUGCGCGGACUUUCGUAAACUUACGUGACAAAUACUACUCUGUGAACGGCUUCUUUGUUGUACGCGCCACCCAGACAGGCUUCAGUAUUACAGAAGUUAUCGUCGAUAAGCGUAGGGUUCAACCAUUUAUACGAACACAAACAAUUGGAUACAAAGUACUUACAUUCUGUCAAAUUAGCAGAUAUGACAGGC